Molecule: messenger RNA, 6229 nt
Organism: Condylura cristata (star-nosed mole)
Lineage: Eukaryota; Metazoa; Chordata; Mammalia; Eulipotyphla; Talpidae
Gene: ABCA7
Product: ATP-binding cassette, sub-family A (ABC1), member 7
Exons: 42
Coding region: 275-6055 (1926 amino acids)
Biological process (GO): phospholipid efflux; cholesterol efflux; transmembrane transport
Cellular component (GO): intracellular membrane-bounded organelle; membrane
Molecular function (GO): ATP hydrolysis activity; phosphatidylserine floppase activity; apolipoprotein A-I receptor activity
Source: RefSeq, a predicted model, not a curated record
GGGACCGCGCUCCCUGGCCGCCCCCAGGUGGAGGGGAAGCGGCGAGAGCUGGGAGUUGGAGCGGUGAGAGGAAGGAAGCCCAGAGAUCCGAAGGUGCUCGGGUGGGGAAAAGUGGAAGGGCGGAGGGAUCUCACUUUCAGUCCCUGCAGAGGUUCCAGGAAUCCAGUACAAUGGGAUAGAGAAAUGAGGACCAGAAAGGGCUAGGCACUUGCCCGCAGCCACACAGCAUGUCCGCAGCCUGACGCGUCCAUCUGGUCCUCUGUCUGUUACCGCCAUGGCCUUCUGGAUGCAGCUGAUGGUGCUGCUUUGGAAGAAUCUCCAGUAUCGCAGGAGACAGCCGAUCAAGCUUUUAGUGGAGUUGCUGUGGCCCCUCUUUCUCUUCUUCAUCCUGGUGGCCGUGCGCCACUCCCACCCCCCACUGGAGCAGCAUGACUGUCACUUCUCCAACAAGCCACUGCCCUCGGCGGGCACCCUGACUUGGCUCCAGGGCCUCGUCUGCAAUGCGAACAACACCUGCUUCCCGCAGCCCACGCCAGGCGAGGAGCCGGGGGUCCUGAACAACUUCAACAGCUCCCUGGUCUUCCGGCUCCUGGCAGAUGCCCAGACUCUCUUGGGGAGCCCCAGUGCCCACACGACACUGGCUGGCCUGAGGAAGCUGAUGCCCAGGCUGAGGGCCGCAGAGGGAGCAGCCUGGCGUCAGCCAAGUGACUGGCUGAGGAAGGGCCCGUCCCUGGCCACGGAGCUGCUGCAGACACUGCUGCAGGCGGAGUCCCUGAGGCCUGCCCAGGACCAAUCCCAGGGGCCCAUGGACAGCUUUGUCAAGGCAUCAAGGGACCUGGUCCAGGAGCUCCUGGCACUGCCCAGCCUCGUGGAGCUGGGGGCCCUGCUGCGGAGAUCGCGGGGGACAGGCACAGGAGGGCUCCUGGAGGCAGCGUCAGAAGCUCUCUGCAGCGGGAAGGGGCCCCGCAGCCCCAGGGCGCUCUCUCUCGACUGGUAUGAGGGAAGUGACCUGAAGGAGCUCAUGGGGCGAGGGCCAGCGCCAGCCCUCCCGGACAUUGGCCUGAGCCCCUCCUGCAAGGAGCUGACUGGGGCCCUGCAAGGUCACCCGCUGUCCCGCCUGCUCUGGAGGCGCCUGAAGCCUCUGGUCCUGGGGAAACUGCUGUUUGCACCUGACACACCCUUCACGCGGCAGCUCAUGGCCCAGGUGAACCGGACCUUCCAGGAGCUGGCUCUGCUGAAGGAUGUCCAGGAGGCGUGGGGGGUGCUGGGACCCCAGAUCUUCAACUUCCUGAACAACAGUGCAAAUGUGGCCACGCUACAGAGGCUCCUGCAGAUUCAAGACAACGAAAAGACUGAGCCAGGCCUCAGCGGCCAGGCGCAGUGGGAGGCCCUUCGCGCCUUCCUGGAGCCAGGCGGGGGCAGAUACAGUUGGCUGGAGGCCCAUGCUGAUGUGGGGCACCUGGUGGGCACGCUGGGUCGUGUCAUGGAGUGCAUCCUCCUGGACAAGAUGGAGGCUUUACCGUCAGAGGGGGCCCUGGUGGACCGCGCCCUGGAGCUGCUUGCUGAGCACCGCUUCUGGGCUGGCGUCGUCUUCCUGGGGCCAGAGGACCCCCCCGACCCGGCACAAUUCGGGGGUCCCGGCGUGGUGCGGAUCAAGAUCCGUAUGGACAUCGACGAGGUCGCAAGAACCAAUAAGAUCAGGAACAGGUUUUGGGACCCGGGCCCAGCCGCGGACCCCCUGAGAGACCUGCGCUACGUGUGGGGCGGCUUCGUGUACUUGCAGGACCUGCUGGAGCGCGCAGCAGUGCGCAUGCUCAGCGGCGCGGCGCCCCGCGUGGGGCUGUACCUGCAGCAGAUGCCUUACCCCUGCUACGUGGACGACACGUUCCUGCGCGUGCUGAGCCGGUCGCUGCCGCUCUUCCUGACGCUGGCCUGGAUCUACUCGGUGGCGCUGACGGUGAAGGCGGUGGUGCGCGAGAAGGAGACGCGGCUGCGCGAGAUGAUGCGCGCGGUGGGGCUCAGCCGCGCGGUGCUGUGGCUCGGCUGGCUUCUCAGCUGCCUAGCGCCCUUCCUGCUCAGCACCGUCCUGCUCGUGCUGGUGCUCAAGCUCGGGGACAUCCUCCCCUACAGCCACCCUGUCGUGGUCUUCCUGUUCUUGGCGACAUUCGCUGUGGCCACAGUGGCCCAGAGCUUCCUGCUGAGCGCCUUCUUCUCCCGUGCCAACCUGGCAGCGGCCUGCGGGGGCCUCGCCUACUUCGUGCUCUACCUGCCCUAUGUGCUCUGUGUGGCCUGGCGGGACCAGCUGCCCGCGGGCGGCCGCAUGGCCGCGAGCCUUCUGUCGCCGGUGGCCUUUGGUUUCGGCUGUGAGAGCUUGGCGCUGCUGGAGGAGCAGGGCGUGGGCGCACAGUGGCACAACGUGGGCACCGAGCCUUCCGCGGACAUCUUUAGCUUGGUUCAGGUCUCCUGCUUUCUGCUGCUUGACGCCACCAUUUACGGCCUGGCCACUUGGUACCUGGAGGCCGUGUGCCCAGGCCAGUAUGGGAUCCCUGAACCUUGGAACUUCCCCUUUCGGAGGAGCUACUGGUUUGGCCUACAGCCCCCCAAGUGUCCUGUGCUAGCCCCCGCUUCGCAGGACCCGGAGGUGCUGGUGGAAGAGGCGCCGCCUGGCCUGGCUCCAGGGGUCUCCCUAAGGGGCCUGGAAAAGUGCUUUCCUGGCAACCCGCAGCCAGCUCUGCGGGGGCUCAGCCUGGACUUCUACCAGGACCACAUCACCGCCUUCCUGGGCCACAACGGGGCGGGCAAGACCACCACAAUGUCCAUCUUGAGUGGCUUCUUCCCACCCACUGGCGGCACCGCCUUCAUCCUGGGCCAUGACAUCCGGUCCAGCAUGGCAGCCAUCCGGCCCCACCUGGGCGUCUGCCCACAGUACAAUGUGCUGUUUGACAUGCUGACCGUGGACGAGCAUGUCUGGUUCUACGGGCGGCUGAAGGGUCUGAGCGCCUCUGCCGUUCGCGCUGAGCAGGACCGUCUGCUGCAGGAUGUGGGGCUCGUCCCUAAACGGCAUGCACAGGCUCGCCACCUGUCCGGUGGGAUGAAGCGCAAGCUUUCAGUGGCCAUUGCCUUUGUGGGCGGCUCCCAGGUGGUCAUCCUGGAUGAGCCCACAGCUGGUGUGGACCCCACUUCCCGCCGCAGCAUCUGGGAGCUGUUGCUUAAAUACCGAAAAGGCCGCACGAUGAUCCUCUCCACCCACCACCUGGAUGAGGCGGAGCUCCUGGGAGACCGCGUGGCGGUGGUGGCGGGCGGCCGCCUGUGCUGCUGCGGCUCCAUGCUCUUCCUGCGCCGCCACCUGGGCACUGGCUACUACCUCACACUGGCGAAGAGGGCCCCGCUCCUGGACACCAGCGGGAAGAGUGCUGCCGGCGCGGGGGAGCACGUGGUGGAGCACGUGGUGGAUGCCCAGCAGAAGGAGCUGGGUGGCCAGGGCAGCCAGGCUGCCCACGCAGGGGCGCCGCAGCUGCUGGCCCUGGUACACCGCUGGGUGCCGGGGGCUCAGCUGAUCGAGGAGCUGCCACACCAGCUGGUGCUGGCGCUGCCCUACGCGGGCGCCCUGGACGGCAGCUUCACUGGACUCUUCUGUGACCUGGACCAGCGACUGGGGCAGCUGGGGCUUGUGGGUUACGGCAUCUCUGACACCAGCCUGGAGGAGAUCUUCCUGAAGGUGGUGGAGAGCUGUGCCAUGGACACACAUCCGGAGCGUGCAGCUGCAGAUGGCAGCCACAGGAAGUACCCGGGCUCAGCCAUUGUUCACCCCGACAGAACCACGGGGCUGAAGGCCCCGCCGGAGGAGUCAGCCCUGGAGAACGGAUUGCUGGGGACACCAGCCCUGCAGGGCUGUGGGCCAGCGGCCCCAGGUCUGGUGCAGGGCUGGGCGCUGACCCACCACCAGCUCCGGGCCCUGCUCGUCAAGCGCUUCCUGCUUGCCCUCCGCAGCCGCCGGGGCCUCUUUGCACAGAUCGUCCUGCCAGCCCUGUUCGUGGGCCUGGCGCUGGCCUUCAGCCUCAUCGUGCCUCCCUUCGGCUACUACCCGGCCUUGCAGCUCAGUCCCGACAUGUACGGGGCUCAGGUCUCCUUCUUCAGUGAGGACACCCCAGGGGACGUGAAGCGUGCCCGCCUGCUCGAGGCGCUGCUGGAGGAAGCGGGACUCGGGCAGCGUGGCCUGCAGGACAGCUCCGGCGGGGUGCCCGAGUGUGCCCAGCCUCCUGUCUGCCUGUUCUCGGUGCCUGAGCUCCCCGAAGACGUGGCGGAGGUCUUGGCCAGUGGCAACUGGACCCCCGAGUUUCCAUCUCCGGCCUGCCAAUGCAGCCGGCCUGGUGCCCGGCGUCUGCUGCCUGACUGCCCUGCGGCGGCAGGUGGACCCCCGCCGCCCCAGGCGCUGACUGGCUCUGGCGAGCUGGUGCAGAACCUGACCGGCCGGAACCUGUCUGACUUCCUGAUCAAGACCUACCCGCGCCUGGUGCGCCAGGGCCUCAAGACCAAGAAGUGGGUGAACGAGGUCAGGUAUGGGGGCUUCUCCCUGGGGGGUCAGGACCGGAGCUGGCCCUCGGGACAGGAGGUAGGUCACUCUGUAGAGGAGCUGCGGGUGCUGCUGAGCCCCCACCCGGGAGAUGCCCUUGACCGGAUCUUGAGCAACCUCACGGCGUGGGCUUGCAGCCUGGAUGCUCAGGACAGCCUCAAGAUCUGGUUCAACAACAAGGGCUGGCACGCCAUGGCAGCCUUUGUCAACAGAGCCAACAAUGCGCUCCUGCGUGCCCUCUUGCCCCCGGGCUCUGCCCACCACACCUACCGUAUCACCACGGUCAACCACCCGUUGAACCUCACCAAGGAGCAACUGUCUGAGGCAGCGCUGAUGGCCUCCUCGGUGGACGUGCUUGUGUCCAUCUGUGUGGUCUUCGCUAUGUCCUUCGUCCCAGCCAGCUUCACCCUUGUCCUCAUUGAGGAGCGCGUCACGCAAGCCAAACACCUGCAGUUCAUGGGGGGUUUGUCUCCCACCCUCUACUGGCUCAGCAACUUUCUCUGGGACAUGUGUAACUACCUGGUGCCGGCAUGUCUCGUGGUGCUCAUCUUUCUGGCCUUCCAGCAGAGGGCAUAUGUGGCCCCUGCCAACCUGCCUGCCCUCCUGCUGUUGCUCCUCUUAUAUGGCUGGUCGAUUACACCACUCAUGUAUCCAGCCUCCUUCUUCUUCUCAGUGCCUAGCACAGCCUAUGUGGUACUCACCUGCAUCAACCUUUUUAUUGGCAUCAAUGGCAGCAUGGCCACCUUUGUGCUGGAACUCUUCUCUGAUCAGAAGCUGCAGGAGGUGAGCCGGAUCCUGAAACGGGUCUUUCUUAUCUUCCCCCACUUCUGCCUGGGCCGGGGACUCAUCGACAUGGUGCGAAACCAGGCCAUGGCUGAUGCCUUUGAGCGCUUAGGAGACAGACAAUUCCAGUCACCCCUGCGCUGGGAGGUGGUUGGCAAGAACCUCUUGGCCAUGAUGGUACAGGGACCCCUCUUCCUCCUCUUCACACUCCUGCUACAGCACUACAACUGCCUCUUGCCACAAUCGAAGCUGAGGCAACUGCCAUCCCUGGAGGAAGAGGAUGAGGAUGUAGCCCGUGAGCGGGACCGGGUGGUCCGAGGGGCCACCCAAGGGGAUGUGUUGGUGCUGAGAGACCUGACCAAGGUAUACCGAGGGCAGAAGACACCAGCAGUCAAUCGACUGUGCCUGGGGAUCCCCCCCGGGGAGUGUUUUGGGCUGCUGGGUGUGAACGGAGCAGGGAAAACCUCCACAUUUUGCAUGGUGACCGGGGACACGCUGCCCAGCGGGGGCGAGGUGGUGCUGGCAGGCCACAGCGUGGCCCAGGAGCCGGGCGCUGCGCAGCGCUGCAUGGGCUACUGCCCUCAGUCGGAUGCCAUCUUCGAGCUGUUGACAGGCCUUGAGCACCUGGAGCUAUUUGCCCGUCUUCGAGGAGUCCCUGAGGCCCUGGUCACCCAGGUGCCCCUCCCCCCAUUUCUCUAGCUUCUGAAUGCUGGCUGCCCCGCCCUCCCUGCCCUCCCGGGGUCCAGCUCCCACAUCCAUAUGGGUGCCCCCUAACAACCUGCUGCACCUUGCUGUCUCCCUGCUCAGGGACUCACCCCUCCCCACCUUGCUGUCUCCCUGCUCAGGGACUCACCCCUCCCCACCUUGCUGUCU